This is a messenger RNA of Cylicocyclus nassatus, 1296 nucleotides long. NCBI's taxonomy places the organism in Eukaryota, Metazoa, Nematoda, Chromadorea, Rhabditida, Strongylidae. The record is from the annotation of a GenBank genome assembly.
AGUGACUCUAAGUUUGUAUUACUGCCAAGAUCCAUCUAUGAAGCAUUCCCUCACCAAGGAGCAGGUGUCAAGGUACAGUCGACAGUUACUUCUGGAGGAUUUUGGAGUAGAGGGUCAAGAACGCGUUUGCUCUGCCAAGGUUCUUGUGGUUGGAGCUGGUGGAUUAGGCUGCCCUGUCGCUAUGUAUCUCGCGGGGGCUGGAGUGCAUACGAUUGGUAUAGUCGAUUAUGAUGAAGUUGCCCUAGACAAUCUCCAUAGACAAAUAGCACAUAAAGAAAAUUCAGUUGGGACUGCGAAAGUGAAUUCGCUCAAACAAUCAAUGCUUGAGCUCAACAGCUCCGUCAAUGUGAUUACGCAUAACAUUUUGCUCGAUAGGAACUCUGCUUUGGAUAUCGUGAAACCGUAUGAUAUCGUGGUGGAUUGCUCUGAUAAUCCUGCAACAAGGUACCUUAUCAAUGAUUCUUGUGUUCUUCUCGAGAAACCUCUAGUAAGUGGAAGUGCAUUAAGAUGGGAAGGACAGCUAAUCGUUUAUAACUAUGUUGAUGAUGCUGGAAAGAAAGGACCAUGUUAUCGAUGUCUUUUCCCGAUACCACCCAGUCCGAACCAUGUCACGAACUGCAGUGAAGGCGGUGUUCUUGGACCAGUUGUGGGAGUCAUAGGCAGCUUGCAAGCACUUGAAGUCCUCAAAAUUGCAGCAAAGCUUGAGCCUAGUUUCUCUUCAAAGUUAUAUCUCUUUGAUGGAAAGUCCGGCAAAUCACGUACCAUCGCUCUUCGGCCACGAAAUAAAGAAUGUGCUGUCUGUGGUGAUAGCCCAUCUAUAACUAAGCUCAUUGAUUAUGAAAAUUUCUGUGGUUCCCGAGCAUGCGACAAGGUGCAACGGUUGCAGUUGCUGGAACAAAGGGACAGAAUCUCCCCUUUUGAUUAUUCUGUCAUUAGGAGCUCCGGUCAUAAACCAGUCCUGGUAGAUACACGGCCUCCACACGAGUUUAAAAUCGCGUCAUUGGUUGAAGCCAAAAAUCUCACUUUGGAAAGUCUACGGCAACUCGACCCUGCCUCUAUCCGUGAGAAACUGGGGCUUGAUAUCGACAACUGCGAAGAAGUAUUCGUAAUCUGUCAUCGUGGUAACGAUUCUCAGAUUGCUGUGGAACUCCUCAAAGAGAAGCUCAAGCCACUUCGUGUACGUGAUAUCGAAGGCGGCUAUGAGGGUUGGGCAACGGAAGUUGAUAGAAGUUUUCCGCUCUAUUGAUCCUCUCUUUGACUCCAUUUACCAUGUUUUAAUGAAUCAUUUUUGGGCUC